Molecule: messenger RNA, 639 nt
Organism: Laccaria bicolor S238N-H82
Lineage: Eukaryota; Fungi; Basidiomycota; Agaricomycetes; Agaricales; Hydnangiaceae
Exons: 3
Coding region: 49-549 (166 amino acids)
Source: RefSeq, a predicted model, not a curated record
CGAAGCACUCCGAUCCGUGCUCCUGGCCUUAUCCUAUAUGCCCCAGCUAUGAUCCAAUCCCAUAUGAUAGAGAAUACUGGCAGUACUGCUCGGGAUUUCUGCUUUCUCGAACGAAACAUUCUCUCGCACUUAAAAAUCGCCAUCCUGCUUUCAUUAUUAUCCUCAUCUCUCCUUCUUCGAGCACGGCUUGUGCCAGAGACAGAGCCACAUUCAGAAUCUGGCGGCGGCAUCCCAUUGGCCAUCAUUGAAUUCAUUACUGCUAUCGCAUGUAUAGUCGCUGGAGCCUUUGAGUAUUACAGCGGUUACUGGGAUCUACGAUACGCACGGGCAUUUAUGGCUGCAGCGAAGUCGGCUCCACCUUAUCAUGAUGGGCGUAGUUGCGGGCAUUAUAUUUGGCACAUGUCUGGUUUUGUUGAUACAAGAGGCAUGAAUACCUUGAUGAGAGUUAACUGGCAUUGCGUAUUGAAGAUACUUAUGGCGGCCUGGUGCUUUAGUUGGAUGGUUUGGAAUGACGGUGCACGUUUUUUUUUUCACAUUAGUUACAGAUGAUCUUGGGGGACAUUACAUUGUACAAUACAAGCAACUCUGACCGUUGACAUUGGAAAAAAUGCAUCCUCCACGAUGCAGGUUCUUCGAUCC